Molecule: messenger RNA, 729 nt
Organism: Rhododendron vialii
Lineage: Eukaryota; Viridiplantae; Streptophyta; Magnoliopsida; Ericales; Ericaceae
Product: cysteine-rich repeat secretory protein 38-like
Exons: 1
Coding region: 1-729 (242 amino acids)
Source: RefSeq, a predicted model, not a curated record
AUGUCUUCACUAAGAUUUCUCUCUCCUCUUUAUCUCCUCUCCAUCUCUCUCUUCUUCCAACUCGCCCUCGCAACCAACCCGAUUGACCAUGACUGCUCAGCCACCACAAUUUCCAAUCCCAAUGGCCCCUACAAAAAGAACUUCAACAAACUCUUGAGUUAUCUCAACUACACAACCCCGCUGACCGGGUUUAGUAAUGGCUCGGUAGGCCUAAGCCCAAAUCAGGUCUACGGCUUGGCUCUCUGCCGAGGUGACAUCAAUAGCACAGACUGCAAAGCUUGUGUUAGUCAGGCAAGCACUGAGAUUCAACAACUUUGCCCAUCCAAGGUAGAAGCAAUCAUAUGGUAUGAAUAUUGUCUGUUGAGAUACUCCAACCUCAGUUUCUUUGGCCAAGUCGAUUUCUCGGAAGCAUUUUACUAUCCAUAUUAUAACAAUGUGAGCGACCCAGCUUAUUUCGAUGGCAAGGUCGUGGAGUUACUUGACCAGUUGGAGGGAGAAGCUUAUGUUGGCCCAAAGUUGUAUGCUUCUGGGGCUUUGGCGAUUGGAAAUUCGACGACCAUUUAUGGGUUGGUUCAGUGCACCAGAGAUCUUUCUAGUGCUAAUUGUAAAAGUUGUCUUGAUUGGAUGAUUAGUUAUGUUCCAAAGAUAUUAUAUGUAAAAGACGGAGGGAUAAUCAUGGCUGGGAGUUGUACGUUGGAGUAUCACAUAUACCCUUUCGUCAAUGCCUAG